This is a messenger RNA of Prosopis cineraria, 1437 nucleotides long. RefSeq lists its product as uncharacterized. The transcript is spliced from 9 exons. Lineage: Eukaryota; Viridiplantae; Streptophyta; Magnoliopsida; Fabales; Fabaceae. The record is from RefSeq and is a predicted model, not a curated record. Bases 115 to 1056 code for a protein of 313 amino acids. Gene Ontology annotation, biological process: transmembrane transport.
UUUCCUCCUUAUUUUCUUCUCCUGUAGCAUGCCGGCAUACCGUUUGGAGGGAGGAGAGGUCCGUUUGCCUUUUAUUACGUCUACCGCUGAAGCAGGAAACAGGAGAAAGCAGAAAUGGCUGGAAAUUCCGUCUCCAACAAUUUGGGACCUUCAGGACCCGUGAAUGGCGAGAAGUUGAGUUGGGCUGUUUCCCCUUCCACUGCUUUCAACCACUUUGGUGCCAGUGGAGUUUCCGUCGCAGUAGCAACUGCAAUUACUCAUCCUCUAGAUGUACUGAAAGUCAGGCUGCAAAUGCAACUAAUUGGCCAGAGAGGUCCUUUGAGUGGAAUGGGGCAACUGUUUUUGCGAGUAUUGAAAAAUGAAGGACCAAGGUCUUUGUAUCUGGGUUUGACACCUUCAUUAACAAGGUCAGUUGUUUAUGGAGGCCUCCGCUUGGGCUUGUAUGAACCCUCUAAGCAUGCCUGUGAUCUUGCUUUUGGCUCCACCAAUGUUUUAGUUAAAAUUGCAUCUGGAGCAUUUUCUGGUGCUUUUGCAACCGCACUGACCAAUCCAAUGGAAGUUCUGAAGGUGCGUUUGCAAAUGAAUCCAGACAAGAGAAAGGGAGGACCUCUUCUAGAGCUUCGGAGGACUAUAUCUGAGGAGGGAAUCAAAGGCCUUUGGAAGGGAGUGGGCCCUGCUAUGGUCAGAGCAGCUUCCUUGACUGCAUCACAGCUGGCUGCAUAUGACGAAACCAAGCAAAUCUUAAUCAAGCGGACACCUCUUGAAGAAGGAUUUCAUCUGCACCUGUUCUCAAGUACUGUGGCAGGGAUAGUGAGCACCCUAAUAACUACUCCUAUGGAUAUGAUCAAAACUCGUCUCAUGUUGCAACGAGGAUUCAAAACUGCUGGGGGCUAUAAAAACGGAUUUCAUUGCGCAUACCAGGUCCUGCUCACAGAAGGCCCAAGAGCACUGUAUAAAGGGGGAUUUGCGAUAUUCGCAAGACUAGGGCCACAAACCACACUUAGCUUAAUGUUAUGCGAGGAGCUACGGAAGCUUGCUGGAUUGAAGGCAAUCUAGCAACCAGGUUGCCUCUGAUGAUUUUUGAAGUGCCAAAGCAGACGAGUCCCAGUUCGGGAAGAUUAUUUUAGUUAGUUAUUCUCUUUAGUUUCACACCUAAUAUUCGCAAUUCAUAAAGAGCCCCUCAAUUCAAUUUUAUCAUAUUGUCUCCAUGUUCCCCAUUUCGGGGGGUAUAGUCCUGCUCCUGCCCAAUCAGAGUAGGACCGUGUUCAUUGUAUAAGGGGAAAAGGAGGUACAAAUAUAAUAUAUGGUGAUUUUGGAUUACCCACCCAGGAAAAAAGGGUUUGGUUUUUUUUUUUUUUUGGUGGGGUUGGUGUUGUUGUCACGAUUACCACUUUGGUGGAUCUCAUGAAGAAUUAUGCAAUGAAUCAAAUUUUGCUA